Molecule: messenger RNA, 921 nt
Organism: Platichthys flesus (European flounder)
Lineage: Eukaryota; Metazoa; Chordata; Actinopteri; Pleuronectiformes; Pleuronectidae
Gene: rbp1.1
Product: retinol binding protein 1, cellular, tandem duplicate 1
Exons: 4
Coding region: 60-464 (134 amino acids)
Biological process (GO): fatty acid transport
Cellular component (GO): cytosol; nucleus
Molecular function (GO): fatty acid binding
Source: RefSeq, a predicted model, not a curated record
CAUUCCAUCACAAGCAGUCAACCACAGCAGACCUCCUCGCCCGCAGAAACACAGCCAUCAUGCCUGUCGAUCUGAAUGGAUAUUGGAAAAUGAUUUCCAGUGAUAACUUCGAGGAGUACCUGAAGGCUCUCGAUGUGAAUGUCGCCAUCAGGAAAAUCGCAACCUUGCUGAAACCUGACAAGGAAAUCAGCCACGACGGCGACCACAUCGUCAUCAAGACCCUCAGCACCUUCAAAAACUACAACAUGGACUUCCACGUGGGCAAAGAGUUUGAGGAGGAUCUGUCCGGAGUGGAUGACAGGAAAUGCAUGACCACCAUCACUUGGGAUGGAGACAAGCUGGUGUGUGUGCAGAAGGGGGAGAUCGAAGGAAGAGGCUGGAGCCACUGGGUGGAAGGAGAUGAGCUUCAUUUGGAGCUGAGAGCCGGGGGAGUUGUUAGCAAGCAGGUGUUCAAGAAGACCUAAGCUGCCACCGACUCCAACACACACCCCCAACUUCCAUUUGGGCCAUUUCAGCAUCUCUCCAUAGAUCCAUCCACCUACGUCAUGUGUAUUAGUUUGUUGUAAACACUAUUUCUGCUGGAGACAGAGCUAGCUACGAUAGCCAGUUUCAUAUACAAAGCAUGUCAGUGUGUGUAUCAUGUAACGUUAUCUGUCCAUGUCUGUCUCAAAGUGGAGAGCAGUGAAAUAACAGGUUAAUCAUAGUAGGGUUAAUAAUAAGAGGGUUGAACUCUUUUUAGUUGGACUGAAUACAAUGAUCUGAGUUCGGUUGAGGACUUAAAGUUUCUUGAUGACUGAAGCUUAGUCUCUGCAGAAUGGAUAUCAGAUAGGAUGUGUGUGUAUAUAUCCCUCCAUGAUCCUUUAGGACUGUGCAAUUGAUUGUAUAAAUGAACGAAUCAAUAAAUUAUUCAGAUCUCAACAA